AUGCAGAAGCUCUUGGAUGACUGCAAUGGCUAUCACAAUGACUAUUUUCAACCCAGUUUGUAUACCAUUAUUGCAAAUAUUCUUGUUUUGAUCACAAAUCCAGUGUAUCCAGUUUGGUGUGCAUUUCAUGCCUUGUGGAGUGCAAGAGUUGGAUGCCAGAGUGGCAAAUACUGGGAAGGCAUUGCAGACAGAUUGAAAUCCAAUGAUUCUUUGAGGGUGGCUGUAUUUGAUUUUGGUUCGUCAAUUUACGUGAACGUGAGCACAAUAGCAUGGUGUUUGGCAGGUGAGGAUGGAAGACAGAUAUUUGCCACUGAAGUGUUGCUCCCAAGGUGGCUUGUACUAGGUACUUCAUUGAGAAUUGCAGCAGCACGGGACUUGCAUCCAAAAGAUUGGAAGGAUUUGGUUGGUCAAGUGAACGACUACUGUGAUUCUCGUGGUCCCUACAGUGGCUGUUGCCGCUUCGCUGGCAACAGAGAACGAGCAUGUGCGAAAGGUUCACCAAAGGAGCCUGUUGAUGAGCAAUCUAGGGACCAUGUCAGCAUAUUUUCCGAGCACACCCUCCAAAGAAUCCUUAUUGUGCUCAAAGUUCCCAAGAUGCAGUCGGUUUACUUUCGCGUGUUUGAGUCGGAAAUCGAAUACGAAUCCAUGUUGCUGUCAGAACGCCUAUGUCACCUUGCACACAAGUCCUUGCUGCGCCACCUCCGUCGUAUCCAGGCCUUCCCAACUGAACUGGAGAUGAGAAUUGAUCCCACAGACUCUACAAACCCUACAGAGGAUAUUAUAUCAAAGGAUUUUAUGUCAGUGUAUCGCACGGCGUUUGAAAAUAAAAAGAUGCCGUUGGUGGUGCUGGCAGAGCAGAUGCUGGUUGGCUGGCCAGCUGUUCAAAAAGGUCCACUCCACUACAUCGGUAUCGCAGCACGUCUUCUUCUGAUCUUGCUGUCAAUUGCCUUGUUCGUUUUUGGGGCGCUCUUUCCCGGUUUGCUACGACGCGGAGGGGGAGGAUCGUUCCUGCCCCACAACACAUGGUGCAAAGUUGUGGCAGUCAUCUUCAUGCUUACUCUUGGACAGACAGGCUGGCUGUUGGGCUGUGUCGCCCCUACGCAAUUGCAGAUGCUUUUCUCUAGUAUGGCCAGGUCCUUUAGGGUGCUUAAUUCGAUGUUGAUGGGGAAGCGUGCUGCCCAAGCAGAGUGCGUUCCCUACAUACGCGUAUGCAAUAUUGAUGACAUAGUAGCCUGGUACGAGCUGUAUGCCUUGUUCAUUGGAAGUGCUAGACGCGUGAAGUUUCCCUUGGAGGUUGGUUUUGCACAUAAUGUUUUGACCGUCGUGGGCAUGUCGUCAUUGCUCGUCUGGCAUGGUAUCGAUCCUCUGUGGCAGCCUGGAGUCUUGUUUGGUGCGACCAUGGUCUUCUUCAUCGCGUUUUUGGUUUUCUCAGUGCCUCCUUUGCUUGUGGGUCUCAGGGCGAACAUGUUGGGCCGGGAAACCAUCAACCUCCUUUGGGGGCAUGCGACCGAAUCACGGGCAUACCUUCACAAGCUGGAGAGGGAACUUGGCAAGGCCAAAACUUUAGGAACAAAACGUGAGCUCACAGCAAAGAUCAAAGAAGCCAAAUCAGCGAUUGAUCUGACCGUUGACAUUGCCCAGCGACUGAGAUUGGAUUCUGCCUUAGUGAUUAGAACCUUGGGGAUGGAGUUGACCAUGGCACAAUUCACCGCAAUCGCAUCCCUGGCGUCUACUGCGCUGAUCUACGCCUUCAACAACCGGCAUGUCAUCGAAAAGAAACUCGAGGUGGUGGGUGGUUUAGAGAGCAUUUGGCCAGAUGAUGUGGACUUUUGCUUGGGGAAGAGGAUGAGCUGCAUCAAGGCAUCACUUUAUCCUCGGUUUUGCUGGCUUAUGUGA
Molecule: messenger RNA, 1896 nt
Organism: Durusdinium trenchii
Lineage: Eukaryota; Dinophyceae; Suessiales; Symbiodiniaceae
Source: the annotation of a GenBank genome assembly